UCUGUCAACAAUGGCGGAUUCUUUUUUAGCUCGUCUCUCUCUCUUCCUCUUCGCCUUACUCUUCCUCUUCGCAACCUACUCAUGGGUUUAUCGACCCGACCCGAAUUUCAAUCCCACUCUCGGGUCGGGCUCCACGGCCCGGGUCGACCGCUCGGAGGAGAAGCCACGUCACCCGCUUGACCCGCUGACGGCGAGAGAAAUCGACAGGGUUCGAGCCAUAUUAACGGGUUAUAACCCGGGUUUCGGAUCCGGGUCAGCGAAGAUCCACGCCAUGACCCUCGACGAGCCGGAGAAGACGCGUGUCACGCGGUGGAGGAAGGGUGAUCGGCUUCCGCCGCGUACGGCGGAGGUCGUGGCGAUGUGGAACGGCGAAACCCACGUGAUGACGGUUCAUCUGGAUUCGGGUCGGGUCGUGUCCGAUCGGGUCAACCCUACUUCUGGGUACCCGAUUCUCACCUCGAACGAAAUCAUGGCGGCUUCCCAGGUUCCAUUCAAGAGCAUAGAGUUCAACAACUCGAUCAAGGCUCGAGGGAUUCCGUACGCCGAUCUGAAAUGCAUAACCCCAUCGGCCGGAUGGUUCGGACCGGACGAAGAAGGACGACGAGUCAUAAAGAUUCAAUGCUUUUCACAGCAAGGCACUCCCAAUUUCUUCAUGAGACCCAUCGAAGGCCUUUAUAUGACGGUCGAUAUCGACAGAUUGGAAGUCAUUAAGAUCGUGGACAAGGGUCCGGUUCCGGUUCCUAAAGGUGCCGGUACAGAUUACCGGUUUAAGGUUCAGAAUAAACCGGCUCAGAUGGACCGGAUCAACCCUAUUUCCAUUGAGCAACCGGAGGGUCCGAGUUUUAGGGUUGAAGAUGGUCAUUUGGUCAAGUGGGCCAAUUGGGUUUUCCAUAUCAGACCGGACCAACGAGCCGGUUUAAUCAUUUCUCAAGCUACGGUUCGCGACUCCGAGACAGGUGAACCAAGGAGUGUGAUGUACAAAGGGUUUGCGUCGGAGAUGUUCGUUCCGUACAUGGACCCUGAAGAAGGAUGGUACUUCAAAUCGUACAUGGACGUCGGCGAGUUCGGGUUGGGCCCCACGGCAAUGCCGCUCGUCCCUCUCAACGAUUGCCCACGAAACGCUUACUAUCUCGACGGCGUCUUCUCCUCUCCCGACGGAAUACCUUAUAUCCAAUCCAACAUGAUUUGUUUGUUUGAACGUUAUGCCGGCGACGUUAGCUGGCGACAUUCUGAGAUCCUUCUCCCCGAACAAGGCAUUAGGGAAUCGAGGGCAAAGGUGACACUAGUGGCUAGGAUGGCGGUUUCGGUUGGAAAUUACGACUAUAUUUUCGACUGGGAGUUUCAAACCGAUGGUUUGAUUCGUGUUACGGUUUCGGCCUCGGGAAUGCUUAUGGUGAAAGGAACGCCGUACCAAAACGUAGAUGAUCUCGGCGACAAAGAGGACGAUUCUGGACCGUUGAUCUCCGAGAACGUGAUAGGAGUCGUACAUGAUCAUUUCGUAACGUUUCAUUUAGACAUGGACAUCGAUGGAUCGACGAAUAACUCUUUCGUUAAGGUUCAUCUAGAGAAGCAGAGAGUUCCGAAAGGGAAAUCGCCAAGGAAGAGUUACCUUAAGGUCAAGAAGUAUGUAGCCAAGACUGAGAAGGAUGCUCAAAUCAAGCUCAAUCUCUAUGACCCGUAUGAAUUCCACGUUGUAAACCCUAACCGGCGGUCUCGGUUAGGAAACCCGGCCGGGUACAAAAUCGUACCGGGUGGUAACUCAGCGAGUCUGCUCGACCACGACGAUCCACCACAAAUUCGAGGUGCUUUCACUAACAAUCAGAUAUGGGUGACUCGGUACAACCGGUCAGAGCAAUGGGCCGGAGGAGUUCUAAUGUACCAAAGCCAGGGUGAUGACACUCUACAGGUCUGGUCCGACCGGGACCGUUCGAUCGAGAACAAGGAUAUAGUCUUGUGGUACACGUUAGGAUUCCAUCACAUCCCGUGUCAAGAAGAUUAUCCGGUUAUGCCAACGGUGUCGGCUAGCUUCGAGCUUAAACCGGUUAAUUUUUUCGAAAGCAAUCCGAUCCUUGGGGUUGAACCCUUCUUCGAGAAAGAUCUACCGGUUUGUAGACCGGCUGCUACAUCUUGAUUGAUCCGGUUUACUGUAAGGUAAAAUUAAAUCCAAUAAAUUUAUGUGAUCUUUUUGUAGCCCUUUGUAAGUCCGUAAGUCCAAUGUAAGGGAAAAGAUUCACAAUUAUACAAAACCAGAAAAGCCGGUUUAAACCGGUACCGGUUU
Molecule: messenger RNA, 2278 nt
Organism: Tarenaya hassleriana
Lineage: Eukaryota; Viridiplantae; Streptophyta; Magnoliopsida; Brassicales; Cleomaceae
Product: primary amine oxidase-like
Exons: 7
Coding region: 11-2131 (706 amino acids)
Biological process (GO): amine metabolic process
Molecular function (GO): primary methylamine oxidase activity; copper ion binding; quinone binding
Source: RefSeq, a predicted model, not a curated record